Messenger RNA from Naegleria lovaniensis, 2715 nucleotides. RefSeq lists its product as uncharacterized. Gene Ontology annotation, molecular function: protein binding. NCBI's taxonomy places the organism in Eukaryota, Heterolobosea, Eutetramitea, Acrasida, Naegleriidae. Gene Ontology annotation, biological process: ERAD pathway. The transcript is spliced from 2 exons. The coding region runs from base 1 to 2715 and encodes 904 amino acids. Gene Ontology annotation, cellular component: endoplasmic reticulum membrane. The record is from RefSeq and is a predicted model, not a curated record.
AUGCAGACAUUCUCGUCGACCUCACCAGCUUGCCCGAAAAUCACCACUCAACGACGAACAUCAUCACCACUUCGCAGCUUCACCACAACUCUACUAUUUAUUUCCAUCUUGAUCAUUGUAUUUUUCAUUGUGCAGUCACAUCAAAAUGUAGUAGAAAAACCGAAAAAGAGCCAAGAUUCGGAACAAGAAGAAAGUAAUACCAAGAAGGAACCUAAAGUCAUCAUAUUGAACGCAAAUGAUGACGACAAUGCUCUUGAUGAUAUACCUGAAGAUUUGAGAGACAGGCUUAAACUGGUUUUGGGUCAAAUCAAAAAUCAAUUUGGUCAAACUAAAGAUGAUCAAACAGCAGCAACGAAGAGUACUACCUCCAACGUUGAAACGAAACCAGGUACAACACCAAAGCCCACAUUUGACGAGAUUAAUUUCAAUUUUGUUGCGGAAGAUUAUAAUACCAUUAGCUAUGAUGAAAUCACAAAACCUCUCGACUACUCUUCAUUCCUAGAACCAAAUGAAUUAGUACCAUAUAAACGAAAACAAGAAGUUCGAGUUACCUAUCGGAGAAAACUCAUGUCAAAAAGAAUAGAAUCAGAGAAAAAAAAGACUGCCCAAGAACCAACAGUCAAUGAAGAAAGCUUGACGACUAAAUUAUUAGAAGCAAAAUCAAUUUUAAAUCCCGACCUUGAGGUAUAUGAUACUGAAAAUGUUGCUAAAGCAAUUAAUAUUUACGAGAACAUAAUUACUGAAGACAAAUCGAAUGCUCUAGCCAUGUACAAUUUAGCCACAGUUUAUAAGACUGAUAAAUUCGGGUUUAGAAAUUUUACUAAGAGCAAAAUGUACUAUGUUCUCUCGGCAGCUUUAGGAAAUUCCAUGGCUCAAUUUGAGGUUGCAUUGCUCUACAGCAACAAUUUAAUAACUGAGCAAGAUAUUUCAAAUGUAAAGCAAUUCAUGAUAGAUUUGUAUGGACAACCAUCAGAAAUGAAGAAAAAGUAUAACAUCAUUUUCAACAGUUUACCACAACAAUUGGAUAACACUGAAUCCAUAGCUCUACUUAAUUUAUUUUAUAGCUCUUUAGACGGAACAACGGGAGCUAAUAUUGCACUUGGUUAUAGACAUUUGUUUGGUCAUGGUGUUCCAAAAUCUUGUAAAACUGCAGCCUUUUAUUAUGUAAAAGCAGCCGAAGAUGUUGCAGCUGAAUUUGAAGAUAGCAAGAUCCCAUUAAUUGAUCAUGUUCGAUUGAAUGACGAAAUUGCAAUUCAUAACAAACAAUCUCAAGAAGAUAUUAUGGACUAUUAUCAAUAUUCAGCAAGCAAAGGAUCUUCCUCUUCAAUGCUUGUAGUUGGUUAUGCUAACUUGUAUGGAAUUCGAGGUGUGGAACAAAAUAUAGAUGCUGCUCGAAGACUUUUUGAACAAGCAGCAGAGGCAGGAGAAUAUGAAGCAUAUGGUGCCUUGGGUAACAUGUUUUGGAAGGGUGAUGGAGUAAUGAGGAAUAAUGAAACUGCUUUUAAAUACUUUAAAAAGGGAGCAGAUAAAAAAGAUGCAUCCUCGUUGAAUGGACUUGGAAAAAUGUAUUUGGAGGGAGCUGUAGAUCAAGAAGGAAAUGUGAUUAUCGAGCAAGAUUAUGAAAAGGCAGCUGGUUAUUUUAACAAGAGUGCUGCCCUUGGUAAUUCUGAAGCUCAUUACAAUAUGGGUGUACUCUAUAUGGAAGGAAAGGGAGUUAAAAGAUCGUACAAACAAGCAUUCCAACAUUUUGCUAUUGCAGCACAACAUGGACAAGUGCUUGCAAAAUACCAACUAGGAAAUAUGCACCUUUAUGGAUUGGGCACUAACCCCAAUUGCGAUGUUGCUGUGAAAUUCUACAAGUCAGUGGUAGAGAAAGCUUCAUGGACCUCUGUCAUGGAAACAGCAUUUGAGAACUAUGUGAACGGAGAAGAUCAACAUACUGCCUUAUUGCUCUAUAUGCAUGCUGCAGAGUUAGGAAUUGAGGUUGGGCAAGCAAAUUUGGCUUUCAUGUAUGACAGAGGAUAUGGUCUCGAAGAAAUUAUCAAGGGUUUGCCUGAGGAAAAACAAGAAUUGUUAAAGUUCAAGGGAGCCAUAAAGUGGUACCAACAUGCUGCUGAACAAGGAAAUGUAGAUGCAUACGUAAAAGUAGGAGAUUAUUACUAUUAUGGAUCUUCAGCAUUGACUUCAUCAUCAUCCAUUGAGAAUUUGGAACAAUCCUAUGAAAAAAGUCUAUACUUUUACAGAAGGGCAAAAGAUUUGAAUAAUGCCCAGGCCAUGUUCAACUUGGGAUAUAUGCAUGAACACGGAAGGGGACUCCCACAAGAUUUCCAUUUGGCUAAACGACACUAUGACAUGGCUGCCGAGGCUGAUCCAGUGGCGUAUGUUCCAGUCUUGUUGGCGCUUGGAAAGCUUUAUGUACACUGGGGAUUUUCUCUUGCUAAAGAUUACAUUUCUAGUUUAUUUGGCCAAGAUCAAAGUGAUUCGUCAGUUAUCGAUGAUGAUGAUGAUUAUCCUGCUUCAUUUUCAGAGUUAUUCAAGAAUUGGAUUGCCAGUUAUGAGGAUUAUCUAUUAGCACUACUCAUUGGAGGGUUGUUGCUACUGAUAUUUGUGAGGUAUAUUGUCACUGUUCAACCCCCAACCAGGAGAGGAGCAAGAAGAGAGAGACAGCAGGUUGACAAUGACGUUCAUGGUGAAGACCAGCGAAAUCAGGAGUAA